Molecule: messenger RNA, 1605 nt
Organism: Rasamsonia emersonii CBS 393.64
Lineage: Eukaryota; Fungi; Ascomycota; Eurotiomycetes; Eurotiales; Trichocomaceae
Product: Maltose permease
Exons: 2
Coding region: 1-1605 (534 amino acids)
Biological process (GO): transmembrane transport; carbohydrate transport
Cellular component (GO): membrane
Molecular function (GO): carbohydrate:proton symporter activity
Source: RefSeq, a predicted model, not a curated record
AUGCCAGAGUACGAGCACAACCUCUCCAAGUCCGCCGCCCACCACGUCGAAGACACACUCGGGCAGGGCGCCCUCGUCGAGGCCAAACGCGCUUCGGACGAGGAGCACGGCCAGACGCUGUGGCAGGCGAUCAGCGCCAACCGCAAGGCCGUCGCCUGGUCGAUGCUCAUCUCCAUGUCCAUCGUUAUGGAGGGCUACGACGUCAUCCUGAUCGGCAACUUCUUCGGAUACCCGCAGUUUGUGAAGAAAUACGGCCACGACUACGGCGGCUCGGUCGGCUACCAGGUGUCAGCGCCGUGGCAGACGGGAUUGUCGAUGGGCAGUACGGUAGGGACUGUGUUUGGCGGCAUCCUCAAUGGAUACCUCUCCUCGGCCAUCGGCUACCGCUGGGUCAUGAUCGGCGGUCUUUUCUUCAUGAACGCCUUCAUCUUCGUCGUCUUCUUCGCUCCAUCGCUGCCCGUGCUCCUGGUCGGCCAGAUCCUCUGCGGCCUCGCCUGGGGAGUGUUUGCCAUCGUCGGGCCAACCUACGCGUCCGAGGUCUGCCCGACCAACCUGCGCGGCUAUCUCACGACGUACGUCAACCUCUGCUGGGCCAUCGGCCAGUUCAUUGCCGCCGGCGUGCUGGAGGGCCUUAUCCACCGCCCCGACGAGUGGGCGUACCGCAUCCCCUUCGCCCUGCAGUGGAUGUGGCCGCUGCCGCUGAUGGUGGUCUGCUUCUUCGCGCCGGAGAGCCCGUGGUAUCUAGUCCGCAAGGGCCGUCUCGACCAGGCUAGACGCAGUCUCCGCCGGCUGGCAGGCAACAAGACGGAAGAGCAGAUCAACGGGCAGCUGGCGAUGCUGGUGCACACGGCAAGGAUCGAGGCGCAGAUGGAGGAGGGCGUCAGCUACUGGGACUGCUUCCGGGGCGUAGACCGGCGCCGGACAGAGAUCUGCUGCGUGGCGUUCGCCGGCCAGAUCCUGUCAGGUAGCACGUUCGCCUACUCGCCCAGCUACUUCUUCACGACGGCGGGCAUGAGCUCGGACCGGGCGUACCAGCUCAACCUCGGGGGCACGGCCAUCGCGUUCGUCGGGACGAUCCUGUCCUGGUGGCUGAUCACGCAUGUGGGCCGGCGCACGCUGUACGUGGGCGGGCAGGGGAUCCUAGCGGUGACGCUGUUCCUGAUAGGCAUCCUGAACGCCUCGUCCAAGUCAUCCGGCUCGCUGUGGGCGCAGGCAGCCUUCUGCAUCUUCUGGCUGUUCGUGUACUCGCUGACUGUGGGACCAAUCGCGUACGCCAUCGUGUCGGAGACAUCGUCGGUGCGGCUGCGCUCGCUGACCGUGUCGCUGGCGCGCACGACCUACCAGCUGGUUAACAUCAUCUCGCAGGUGCUGGAGCCGUACUUCAUGAACCCGACGGCGUGGAACGCGUCGGGCAAGACGGGCUUCUUCUGGGGCUGCACGGCGUUGCUGACCUUCCUGUGGGCGUAUUUCCGCCUGCCGGAGGCGCGAGGACGGACGUACGAGGAGCUGGAUAUCCUGUUUGCCAGGAAGGUGUCUGCGAGGAAAUUUGCGUCGACGCAUGUGGAUGCGUAUGCGGAGGGGGAGAUUGUGUCGGAGAAGAAGUGA